Messenger RNA from Trypanosoma rangeli, 984 nucleotides. RefSeq lists its product as uncharacterized. Bases 1 to 984 code for a protein of 327 amino acids. The transcript has a single exon. NCBI's taxonomy places the organism in Eukaryota, Euglenozoa, Kinetoplastea, Trypanosomatida, Trypanosomatidae. The record is from RefSeq and is a predicted model, not a curated record.
AUGGUGAAGAAGUUGAACCCCGCCACGCUACUGCCGGCGCUGACGACAAACACGCGGUACCUGAAAAAACUAAAGUUUAUCACGAAGCGGAAGGAGGCGGCGGCGGCGGGGCGGCGGAGCGGCGGCAAGGCGAAGAAGAAGAAGGCAACGAAGAAGAGUGGUAGCGCGGCACGAGGGAGCGGGAAGAAGGCGGCAAAGGCUGCUGCGAAGAAGUCAUCCGGCGUCUCGGCGAAGAAGAAAAAGACACCUGUCCACGGCACUGCGACCAAAACGAAGCGGAAAACUAUUAAUAAUAAUAAGAGCGGGAACGGGGAUGCGCGUGAUACGGCGUUACAGCAGCAGCCAAAACAGAAACAACUAUCACCGGAGGAAGUAGAUCAGCAGAUGAUAGCGCAAGCGAUUCGUGGCGACGAAGGCACACACAACACCUCGUUGGCUGCUGGUGCUGCGGCUGAGGCGGGGGUGGAAGACUUCGUGCAGUACCCGUGCCUGCCCUUCCUAGAGGACUACGCGGAGCAGAAACGCAGCGAGAUUGUCUCCGCGGACACUCUUCUGAGCAACGCCCAUGCGUACUUCAAGGAUCUUGGAAAGAGAGAAUCCGCGAUGCGACGCGCCGCGGCGAAGCGUCUGAAGGAAUUGAAGGCCAUCAACCGGCGCGGUGGCGACAGAGACGGAUUCCGCUACGUUGUUCCGCGGAACGUGAAGGAGGUUGUUCGGCAGAUGACGCAGAACGCUGAGGGGCCAGACGAGGCAGCGGUGGACACAACACAUCUGACCUCGACCUUUGGGGGAGACGAGGCGCAGGAUACAUCUGAGCCGCCCAUGCAUCGCAAGCGGCGCAGGAAAAGCUGCUUUUCUGACUUCUACCAGUUCCAGGUGAGCAAGCGUUGGACACGCAAUGCGGAGAGCUUCCUGAACAGGGGGCGUGCGCACAAGUCCAUGUUUGAGGCCUCGCGACCGCAGCGCUCCAUCAAGAAGUUCUAA